AUGCCUCCAAAGCGCAAAGCACCUGCCGCCAGUGGAAGCGCUGCGCCCAAGACGCGCCAGUCCAAACUCGCAAAAGAGCACAACGUCACGCCGCAAGAAGAGGGCGAAAUCCGGGAGGCAUUCAGCCUUUUCGCGGAGCCUAUGGAUGGAGAGAAGCACGGUGUUCUACCCAUUGACGAUGUCAAGUCUGCGCUCAUAGCCCUUGGUGUCCCGCCUUCAUCGCACGCAGAGCUCAAGGAAUUCGUUUCGAUUCUCGAUCCCGAUAACGACGGCUAUGCAACCUUUGAACCAUUCUUCGCCAUCUGCGCCCUGAAAUUCCACACAAGAGAGCACGAUUCGGAUGCUCACCGUGCAGAAGUCGAGGAGGCCUUCCGACUUUUUACAAAUGGGCAGGAUGGACCGAUCACGCUCGGGCAUUUGCGGCGUGUAGCAGCCGUGCUGAAAGAAGAUGUGGACGAGGAGCUGCUCAAGGAUAUGAUUCUCGAGGCCAACGGAGGCGUAGGUGUUGCUCGAGGCGUAGGCGCUGAGGAGUUUGAUCGAGUUAUGAAGAGUGCUGGUGUCUGGAGGUGA
Messenger RNA from Fusarium poae, 570 nucleotides. RefSeq lists its product as uncharacterized. The coding region runs from base 1 to 570 and encodes 189 amino acids. Lineage: Eukaryota; Fungi; Ascomycota; Sordariomycetes; Hypocreales; Nectriaceae. The transcript is spliced from 3 exons. Gene Ontology annotation, cellular component: mitotic spindle pole body; half bridge of spindle pole body. Gene Ontology annotation, biological process: spindle pole body duplication. The record is from RefSeq and is a predicted model, not a curated record. Gene Ontology annotation, molecular function: calcium ion binding; microtubule binding.